GUACGCAUAAGUGCGUGUAACAUGUAGUUUUCCUGCAGAGUAUCUCAUUGAAAAUAAAUUCUGUAAAGGCACUGCGUUCCCCUGCCAUUUUACGCUAGAUAGAAUACUACUUUCGCUUUUCUGAUCGUUCCGAAGAGCAAUUCCUGAGCUCUUUUCUCAACGCUUUCGCCGAUACGCGCUCAAUCAAGCAAACGAAAAGAUCACUGACUUCGUUCAAAAAUAGUCCUCUUUGGUUUUUUCGAAAAAAAAACAAACAAAUUUUAAUGAAUUCACAGUUAAAUUUUUUUUUCUGACAAAGAAUUUAAUUAUGUUCAAUAUUCUUGUGUAUAUUUAUAUUUAUUCACUAGUGUACGAAAGAAAUGGACAAUUUUGAUAAUUUAUUUUAAAUAGAAAUUGUUUUUAUUUGUGAGGAUUUUUCCAAGUGAAUAAUAUUGUGAAUGUGCAGUGUUUAAAAAAUAAUGUGAGAAUUCCAAGUUGUAAAAGUCAAGGAUAUCUGGAGAAGUGAAUUUAAACAGAAAAGGAGAUGAAGAUGAAGAUUGAGGAUCAAUAAAUUUGGUGCUGAAAUUGAAAAUUUUUUUACUUCGAAUCAAUAUAUAGAAUUGAUAUUAUAUCUGAAGAUUUUCACAAAAAUUUGAAUAUUAUGUACUGAAGAUGUUGUCAAAUUUGGAAAAAUAUCUUUCUAUCACUCGUUGAAUAUUAUAUACACGAAGAAAUGGAGAAACAAGUAUUUUAAUAAAAGAUUUCUUCUUCUUCCUCUUUUUUCUCUUUAAUUUCACGUUUAUUAUUCAAACAUAUAAUAGAAGAAUCGUCAAAUAAAUAUAUUUUUUGAUAAAAAAAAAAAAAAAUAUCUAACACAGAGAAGGGAGAGAUAAAUGAGAAGAAGGAGUAAAUUUCCUUUCUCCAGAGAUGUCGUAAAACGAAUAGCGAAGCCUACCAGCCCUCCUCUUAACGUCAAAACGUAUAGAAGUCUCAUUUCCUUUGGAACUUGCCGAUUGUAACACGGAAUAAAAAAAAAAAGGAAAAGUUUAUUUAGAUUCACUCGAAAAUAAGUAUUCUUUUUCUCAAGAGACACUUUCGUCUCGUGUAACAAACAAACGGUCCACUCUAUUUUCACACGUGGGAAGCUGCAGAUGGACCUCUUAACUUUUGUUUUGAGAGGAUCAAUUAUUUUUUUCAAAUAUUUGAAUUAAAUUUUUAUUGUGAUAAUUAUAUUGAAAAGUAGAUGUUUUGUUUUAUUGUCAGUGGUAAAUAAUUGAGGUGGAUAAAAAUGACGUUUGGAAAUGUCGGUGAAACCUGUUCGAUGGAAACUGAAAUUAUCGAGGAUCAAAUUAGAAAGAAACUUCAUACUCUGUUGAAAGAAGGAACACAAGUCCCGGCUGAUGAAGAUAAGGAAGAUUUGGAAUUACCUCCUUAUUAUGAUGCGAAGAAAUUCAAAUUUGCCCAAAUUUGCUUUCACAAUAAUCUCUUCACGAUGAUGAUAGCUAAACUCUCGGGACUAUUGACAUUAUUGGCAAUACCAUCGAUUUUAGAUAUUCUCAUAUUUACUAAACAAAGUGGCACGCCGUGCGCAGCUUUUCGACGAUAUUUUUCAACGAUUCUUCACACUUUCAUUUGGUACGAGAAGGAUCCCCUGGAAGCAAAAGAGUUCUUCAAUUCACUGAGAACUGUGAGAAGAAAACAUUGUUCAGCUUCGCGAAAAUGUUCUUCGAGUGGUCUCCGAAGAAUAACGCAAACUGACAUGGCAAUCACGCAAUUUGGAUUUAUAGGAUUCACUUUAAUGUCUGCUGAACAAUUGGGUGUGAAGGCGACAGAAGAAGAACUUGAAGGAAUUGUCCACUUUUGGAGAGUGAUUGGAUAUAUGUUAGGAAUGGAAGAAAAAUAUAAUCUUUGCACUGGAACUGUUGAGGAAUGUCGAAUUCUCUGCCGACUACUUCUAAACGAAGUUUUUAUUCCACUUUUCGAGAAGGGAAAUGAAAAAUUUGACGACAUGGGAAGAAUUCUCAUUGAGGCAAUGUGGCCGCUUAUUCCAUUUUUAGAUCCGAAGGCAUUCACUGCGUUUACUUUGCAACUUGCAACAUCUGCAACAAUUAAUAAUAAUCAUUCCAUUGUCAAUGAAACAUCUUCGCUGCCAUUUAGGAGCAAAUUAUUACUGAAUCUACAAUUGAACGUUCACAAAUAUUUAAUGCCAACGCAAUAUUGGUGGUCAUCGAUUUUUCGAGCAAUUUUCAAUUAUUUCCUAAGGCUUGCAAUUUAUCUCACAGAAAAUUAUCCGAUUUUGCUCUAUACAACUUAUGGAAAAAAGGCGAUUGUCAAAUUUCACAAUGAAUGAAUUCAACUUUUUCUUCUAAAGAAAAAUUCAUUUUCUUAUUAUCUAGAAAAUCAAUUUUUCCAUUGAUUUUAAAAGAAAAAUUCAACUAAAAACAAAUCUAACGAAGCUUAAUUUCCAAACGUAAAGAAAAUUGCAAAAAAAAGGCUUUUUUUAACAAAAAUUUUUAGAAACAAAUUAGAUUUCUUAAAGAAAUGAAUGAAGAAUUUUUAAGAAACAAAUCGUGAUUAAAAACCAAAAUAUUAUUCCAAAUAUUCACUAAAAAGUGAUUAUUAGAGAAUUUUUACUCUUAAGUUUGUGUUAAAAAGAAAAGUAAAAGCGAGAGGGCGAGAAUAAUUAUUGUAAUUGUGAAUUAUUUGUUAUAAAAUAAUUUUCAUUUUAAUGAAGAAAAAUUUCAUUUAUAUCAUCAAAUCUAAAAAUCAUCGCAUUGUAAUAUUUUUCAAUUUUUGUAUCAUAUUUAUUGUAUUUUUAAAAAAUAUUUUCGCCCUUUUACUUAUGUUGCGUAGAAUAAACAACAAUUUCCAUUAUUUUAUUAUUAUUAAAAAAAAUAGGUGAAAUUUAUUUUUAGAAU
Messenger RNA from Leptopilina heterotoma, 2897 nucleotides. RefSeq lists its product as uncharacterized. Gene Ontology annotation, molecular function: oxidoreductase activity. NCBI's taxonomy places the organism in Eukaryota, Metazoa, Arthropoda, Insecta, Hymenoptera, Figitidae. The transcript is spliced from 7 exons. The coding region runs from base 1268 to 2329 and encodes 353 amino acids. The record is from RefSeq and is a predicted model, not a curated record.